Messenger RNA from Thalassophryne amazonica, 3211 nucleotides. Its product is annotated as protocadherin alpha-C2-like. Bases 318 to 2759 code for a protein of 813 amino acids. Gene Ontology annotation, molecular function: calcium ion binding. Gene Ontology annotation, biological process: homophilic cell-cell adhesion. Lineage: Eukaryota; Metazoa; Chordata; Actinopteri; Batrachoidiformes; Batrachoididae. The transcript is spliced from 2 exons. The record is from RefSeq and is a predicted model, not a curated record. Gene Ontology annotation, cellular component: plasma membrane.
ACUAUAUCCGAAAUAAUAAUAAUAAAAUAUAUUGUCUAACACAAAGUAGAAAUAUUAAAUGUUUUUUGACGUGACAAUUUUCUCACAGGAUCGAUGUCGCUGCUCUCCACAAAAGCGUACUCACUGGUGAGGUCAUAGCUGUCGCGCGCUCUCAUUGGAGGAUGAGAAUCAGACUGAUGAUCAGACACUUUGCACGCACAUCUCAUGGUUUCAUUUAAGGCUCUCUCGUGCUGAAGAUCGUCUUUACUUUCGCCACCGGAUCGUUCGACUUUUUCCUGCUCUUCACGUUUCAGUGGUUGAAGGAAGAAAUCCUCUCGAUGGCGCGUCAUAUCCGCCAGUUUUCCCGAAGAUGGUUCAUCUCAGUGUUUCUUUUUCUUUCUGCCAUUAUGAGCACGGUUUUAACCGUCACUCAUUAUUCUGUGCCGGAAGAAAUGGAGGAAGGCGCCACCGUGGCUAAUUUAGCGUCUGAUUUGGGGUUAGAUGUGAAGACCCUGACAAAAAGAAAAAUGCGCAUCGACGCUGUCGCCACUAAAAAAUAUCUCGACAUCAACAAAGACACCGGAGAGCUGUAUAUCGUGGAGAGGAUCGAUCGAGAGUUUUUGUGUCCACUGAAAACAACAAUCUACUGUUUCCUUAAAUUAGACGCAACGAUUGAAAAUCCAGAACGCAUGUUUAAUAUCGAGGUGGAAAUCACAGACAUUAAUGACAACGCUCCUCAUUUUCGGCGGGGGACGAUGCAUUUGGAUAUUUCUGAAUCGAGUUCCGUUGGUGAGAAAUUCUCACUCAACAACGCUGUCGACCCAGAUGUCGGAACGAAUUCUGUGAAGGGAUACCACCUGAGCUCAAGUGAACAUUUUGCCCUGAAAAUUCAGACGGGGAGAGAUGGAUCAAAGUUUGCUGAUUUGAUUCUGAUCAAAGCUUUGGACAGAGAGCAGCAGGCGGUUCAUAAUCUCACACUGACGGCUGUGGACGGAGGAGACCCCGUGCGCAGCGGCACAGCCAGCAUCAUUGUUCGUGUGCUCGAUGUGAACGACAACGCCCCUGUUUUCCAAAAAGACAAAUACGUCGUGGAUGUGAUGGAAAACUUCCCGAUUGGCAGUCUGGUAAUUAAACUUAACGCCACUGAUUUGGAUGAAGGAUCCAAUGCUGAUAUUGUUUAUUCAUAUAGUUUGUACACAUCAGAGAGAACGCAAAAAAUAUUUGAGUUAAAUCCAGAAAAUGGUGAAAUCAGAGUGAAAGAGAUGAUAAAUUAUGAAGAUUUUAAAUUUUAUGAAAUGGAGGUUAUUGCCAGCGAUAAAGGCCCAAACUCUUUAUCUGGACAGUGCAAAGUGACAAUAAAUAUGACAGACAUGAAUGACAAUCACCCAGAAAUUUCAAUUAAAUCAUUUCAAAGUCCGGUCAAAGAGAAUCAAGUUGUAGACACAGUGAUAGCUGUAGUUAGCGUCAAUGACAAAGACUCAGGUGAUAACGGAGUGGUUGAUCUUCAUAUUCCUGAUAACAUGCCUUUCAAACUGAGAGAAUCCUCUGAUAAUUAUUAUGAAUUAAUCAUCUCAGAGCCUUUAGACCGUGAGAAGGUUCCAGAAUAUGACAUCACUUUCACUGUAACAGACAGAGGUUCUCCUCCUUUAUCUGACAAUGAAACUAUGACUUUAGAACUGCUGGAUGUUAAUGACAAUGUUCCUCAGUUCCCUCAGUCAUUUUACACCAUACGUGUGAUGGAGAAUAACGCACCUGGAGCUUUGCUCAGUUCCCUCACUGCGUUUGACCCUGACCUCCAUGAAAACCAGUAUCUAGUUUAUUUCAUCGUAGAGAAGGAGAUAGCCAACACCUCCAUGUCCAUGCUGUUCUCCAUCAAUCCAGAGAACGGUAAUCUUUACGCACUCAAAACUUUUGACUAUGAGAUUGAGAAGGAGUUUCUUUUCCACAUUGAGGCCAGAGACUCUGGCUCUCCUCCACUCAGCAGUAAUGUGACCGUCCACAUCAUUAUUGUGGACCAGAACGACAACACUCCAGUUAUUGUCUCUCCGUGGAGACCACACGGCUCAGUGGUGGAGGAGAAGAUCCCCAGAUCUACUGAUAAAGGCUCUCUGGUUGCCAAGGUGAUCGCAAUAGACACAGACUCAGUGCACAACUCUCGGAUUACCUACCAGUUUCUCCAGGUGACUGAUGCCACCUUGUUCAGUCUGGACCAAUACAAUGGAGAGAUCAGGACCAUGAGGAUGUUCAGUUACAGAGAUCCACGUCACCAGAGAAUGGUUGUUGUUGCCAAGGACAAUGGGGAUCCUGCUCUCUCUGCUACAGUCACCAUCAAGCUGUCCACAGUGGAGACUGCUGUUAAGGCCUACUCUGACAUGACUGAGGAGCGUCUAGAAUAUGACAUCUUUUCAGACUUAAAUCUGUAUUUGGUCAUCGGUCUGGGCUCGGUGUCAUUUCUCCUGCUCAUCACCAUAUUGGUCACCAUUGUGCUGAAGUGUCAGAAAACCACACUCAGCAAAGCGGCUCCACCCUGCAGGAACAGUGUGAUCAGUGAGAGGAACUCCACCAUCGCAGAUUCCACUCUGGUGUCCAACGAUGCCUACUGGUACAGUCUGUUUCUAGCAGAGACCAGGAAAGGAAAGCUGGUGGUUAGACAGCCUCUGCCAAAAGGAUCCAGAUACAUCGUGUCCAGUAUACCAAGAAGCACAGGACUGACAGAGACUAGUGACUCUGCUGCCUCCACUCUGCAGGCAUCAACAACCAGCAGCAGCAGCUCCAAAUAAGACCACAUCUCCAGUGGCAUUUUGGACUGAAGCUAAUAGGAAGCCUUCACAAAAGAAAGGAGAAACCCCAAUCAAUUAUGGUCAAUGCCCGCUGUUACCCAACCCCAACCUCCCACACCCACCCUUUUAUCAAAGCACAUGAAAAAAACAAUCAGCAAAGCCUCUGUGUCCGUUCAGUGUGCAUGAUCAGUCUGCACACUCCAACCAUCGCUUCAGACACUCCUAUAAAAAAAAGAUUGUACAUAAAACUACACCAUUUGAUAUUCAAGAAGACACAACAUGAACUGUUUGAGUGGAUGCAGACUGGGUUAUCAUGGUGAUAACAGACUAUUUGCCCUCUGCAACCAAGAAACAAAUAUUGGGUGUUAACAUUUUUAUCUUCUGUCUUGCACUGUUUGUUUUCAUCACUUAACCAAGAAAUGAAACAUCCAAUAGCACAAUUAAUAUCAAAA